Dryobates pubescens (Downy woodpecker) is the source of this 537-nucleotide messenger RNA. It is a transcript of the gene SDHC, whose product is annotated as succinate dehydrogenase complex subunit C. Gene Ontology annotation, molecular function: electron transfer activity; succinate dehydrogenase activity. The coding region runs from base 28 to 537 and encodes 169 amino acids. The record is from RefSeq and is a predicted model, not a curated record. The transcript has 6 exons. Gene Ontology annotation, cellular component: membrane. Gene Ontology annotation, biological process: tricarboxylic acid cycle; mitochondrial electron transport, succinate to ubiquinone. NCBI's taxonomy places the organism in Eukaryota, Metazoa, Chordata, Aves, Piciformes, Picidae.
CACUUCCGGCGUGCGGGGCGCUCCAAGAUGGCGGCGCUGGUGUUGAGGUCUGCAGCUCGCCGCUGCCUGCUGGCCCGGCUCAGCCCCAGCCUCUCCCUGCCACAGGCAGUGCCCAUGGGCACCAGUGCCAAGGAGGAGAUGCUUCGCUUCUGGGAGAAGAACUCCAGGUCCCAGCGGCCUCUGUCCCCCCACGUCUCCAUCUACAAGUGGUCCCUGCCCAUGGCCAUGUCCAUCAGCCACCGUGGCACCGGCGUGGCCCUCAGCCUGGGGGUGUCCCUGUUCAGCCUGGCUGCGCUGCUGCUGCCGGAGCAGUUCCCUCACUACUUGGCCCUGCUGAAGUCUCUGAGCCUGGGCCCUGCCCUCAUCUGCUCUGCCAAGUUUGCCCUGGCACUGCCCUUCACCUACCACACCUGGAACGGCAUCAGGCACCUGGCCUGGGACCUGGGCAAGGGCUUGGCGGUGGCGCAGGUGACGCAGUCCGGGCUGCUGGUGCUGCUGCUGACGCUGCUCUCCUCGGCGGCGCUGGCUGCCCUCUGA